This is a messenger RNA of Lactuca saligna, 429 nucleotides long. The record is from the annotation of a GenBank genome assembly. NCBI's taxonomy places the organism in Eukaryota, Viridiplantae, Streptophyta, Magnoliopsida, Asterales, Asteraceae.
AUGUGGUUCUUCUGGACACGUUUAGAAAGCAUGUUGUACUCCAAGAUUCAAUUAAAGAAGGCUGAUGAUAAAGACCCGAUGAUGCAACAGAUCAAGAAACUUCUAAGCUAUGACAAAGAUGGAUCAUGGGAUUUGUUGUGUAGAGGGUUAAAGAUUCUGACUAAUGGACAUGGAAACACAAUGAUGCAAACACCAUCUGACUUUGAUAUGUGGAAGAAAGAUAUAGAAACAAAGGGGUUUGAUUUGUCGUUUAUGGAGUACCAGGAUAAGCUUCAUGUUGCAGCGAAUAAUUGUUGUAGAUUUGAGUUUCCAAUAGCACUAGGUAGAGUCCCCGAUGGGAUGCGGUGCCCUGAGUGUCAUUGUGUCAUGGAGAAAUACAUUGCUUUUCUUUGUUGCCAUGAUCAAGAUGGCCUACUUGAACUCGAUUGA